GAAUCUCGUACUGCUAAACACGCCCUCCGAUUGGUUGGCGGCAGAUCAUUUUAAGCGCAUACGCGGGUGAUGCUGAUCCUUGUUCAACCACAGCUCUCCAUGCUACACUACGCUGCGACAAUUUGUACCAAGUAUGGGAGUAACUUCAAAUCACAUCUGUUUCUAGGUAUACAACGACAAUUCACCCACAUGCCCCCCAUUUCUGUUCUCUGCCAAUAAAUACGAUUCACAAGUCACGCCAAAAAUACCCUAAUUUCCUUUCACGUCCUACCUGACAUCCAUCUAUCCAACAUAAAAUCACAACCUUACGCGACUGUCUACCCUAAAUUUGUUACGUCGUCCUCAUGCACAAAUCGUCCAAGUUACGUUGAGAGACAAUACGAGUAAAUCUUAGGACAAGUCACGUCAAGAACCCACAAAAAAUCGAAGGAUACGCGCCUAUGUCCUGAGACUAACAAUAGGACCAAAAGACCAGGCGACCUAAACCUUACGAUAGAUGUUGUCACGUCUUGGAGACCUGGGUUGAGUCAGGAAGGGAAUCAGACUUGAGGAGUAAUCCUAGGGACCCGUCGCGUGUGUUCUAUUGAUACGUGCAUCUUUGUACUAUACGCGCAUCUUUGUGCCAGCGCAAACAUGGUAUGGACCCUAUGAAUGGAAGGGAAAAAGUACCAGACUGACCAUUCAAAAGGCGAGCUUUACGGCACUGAAUAUUGAACCCGACGACCAUAUUGAUGAUGAGGUUGAUAAUACCAAGGAGCUACAGGUGCGUGGAUAAUAGGAGGAUGGUGGGGGAGAGUGAAGUGCUGACAGAUUUGGUAGAUUGAAGAAGCGCUGAGAUUGUACCAAACAGCCCUCAAACUGCACGCUCAAGGACCUACAGCUUUUGGGGAAGCGAAAGUAGCAUAUGAGAAUCUUUUCCGAUCGGAAAUCUUUACCUAUCCCGAGUCCAUAACCGAAUUCCAGCGCAUCGAACUGAAUCCCGAACUCGAGCUACUAGACCAAUCCUUCGCCCUCGAUCUAGACUUGGGAGGACCAGACUCACCAAGCACACUUCCACAAAUACUGUAUUUAUCCUACAAGAACCAUGCCCAGUUUGUGCUAGACUGUGCCAAGGGGCGACGCAAUGGGGCACCGUUAACAGAGUCAGAGUCCCUAUUGGAAAAGGUACUACUGAACAAGCAAGCCCAUUCUGCCCUCAGCUUCUUCACACUCGCAUUGGUCAGCGACCAGUCAGAUACAGAGUUAUGGCGACGGACGGCGCGUGUAGCAAGCACCUUGGGAAGCAGGGCAAUCGCAAGAUACUGUCUGGAGGCGGCGGUUGAGGCCGACGAUGACCCCACGGUUGCAGAGGUUGACCCAGCGUCUUUGGAGGAAGGAUUUGCGGGAGAGCAAUUGAAAGAAGUGUUGAAUGUCCUUUCCGAUGAUACUGCUUUAUCACACCCAAUUAUGGCUCCUUUUCGGAAGAGGAAAAUGCCCAGUUUUUUAAACAAGUACCUGGACCCGUACCCAUUCUUGCCAGAUCCCACCAAAACUCUCGAGGAGCCUUCUCCAGAAAACAAUGACCAAGAUGGAAUGGACAAAAGAUUCGUAGUAAUUUCACCUCAACGAAGCUGGUCAUCUAUAGGUAAUGAGCUUUGCCAAGCAUACCUCUCUCCAUUGGGACUUUCCGGAACUGGGAUUCUAUUGAGCGUCCCAGAGGAACAGGCGGCACUACCUGAAAUAGUUGCAGAAGCUGUAGUCGCUGUAUCGGAUACAUUGGAAGGUGAUCAGAUUAUGAAGGAUGUUGACACAACCGAGUCACCGGCGACCGAAACCAAUGAACCUCCGCCUGCUGUAGAUACAUCCAUUCCCGAAUCCUCUAAAUCGGACGACGCAGCAGUGGUUGUUGAAACAACCACUGCAAUUGUGACUGUUGUUGAUGAGCCUGAACGACAGGCAAGUGUUGGUCUGCCUACCAGGAAACGAUCACAAUCGGCUGCUGGAAUUCGAGACACGCCAGACGAAGAUAGUGCAGGUGGCGCUCAGAAAAGAAGUAAACGUAUUAGGAAUCGUAAUGAUGUCGAAGGUUUUGUGGAUCCAGCAACUCAAUAUGCAGAGCAGCUCAAGACAUUCAUCAGAGCAGACGAGGACGUCUUUGAGUAUGUGGGUAAUAUCCUUACAAAAUUGGGCGUAGAUGACCUUGGGAAAUUCUCAGAUCUCCAGAACGCCUUGAAAAAUGAGGAUAUGUCCGAUCGAGCCGAGGUCGUGACCAAUACAGCCGUGAGAGACUUACGCGAUGUUCUUAAAAAUUGGGAUGAAGCAAAAGCGUCCACUUUUGUAAACGGAAAUGCUGCAGAUAUCUUGGGUUCAUCUGCCGCAAGUGCAAAUGCAGGUUUGGCAGCUUUCCUCGAGCACUCUAAAUCUGGACCUCAAAAAGUCAGCACCAUCCCCCUUUAUUCGGAGUUGGAUGGCCUGUCAACAUUCAUCUCAAGAGUUGAGUCUGAAUGGAUGCCUCUUCAAGAUGUGAUAUACGAAUGGGCUCUCAGCGUGCUUCAGACUUAUCGCUCAACUUUAUGGAGCGAGGACUUGAAAGUGGCUUUGGUGCGAGUUAUCAGUUUCGCGGACUCGGAGAUAUGUAUCCAUUUUCAAGAGGAUAUGGAAUAUGCUAAAGGCGUCAAUGGAGACAAAGCAAGACUGGCUAUGUUGGAAGACAUAGCUGAGACUCUAUUUGAGCUUCAUCUUGAUAUAUACUGCCGCAUCACCAACCCUAACAGCAUUGUUCAACAUGAAAUACGUAUCAUGACGAAAGAACGCCUCGAUCGAUGGGCUGAUUAUGCCGCAGAGACGAUAAGAGCACGAAAUUUGGAGCCAAGCGACGACAUGUCGGUACGAUAUCUAUGGGCAUCUGUGUUCCACUCAACGACAGCUGAUAGUGUUUCUCGUGAGCACAAGGUGCUUUGCUGGACGGAAAUGAAGGCACUCUUGGAAGAAGUCCAAAAGCCACCAAUGGAACUUCAGAACAAUGCUGUCAUGCCAGAGAUUUCAAUUGAUGCAGCUGAUCGUGAGGUUUCGCGGCUGACCACCAUGGAUUUCUUCUUCAAUCUGUUUCAAACAGACCGGUCGGAUCCUGUUGCAAUAAUCGAAACCCUAGAGCCAGUUCUCGACCCGGAAUCUGCUUGCCUGUCUCCAGAAGAUGGUGAAAAUGGAAUGGCCACUGAGGCCACUGAUGGUACACCUGCCGCUCUGCGCGAGAUGUGGAAGUUUUUAAAGAGCGGAAGCACUUCCCUACGACUCUUCUUAUGGCAAAGGUUGCGUGACGCAUAUUCAAGUAUCGGCUACAACACCAAGGUCUUCUCUUGUCAUCUUAAAAGCAUCGAGAUUAUUGUAGGGGAUCUGAGAGGGGAUGAUUACGUGGAUAGUGCCGAUGAUCCCCGUCGACACAAAUUGUUAACGUGGUUGAAAGCGCUGGAUGACCUGCUUGUCAAAUCUCUCACGAUUGCGUUGAAUGAUGCAUCUUUAUGCUUUGAAAUUGUUGACGAGAGGCACUUGAAGUCAACUUGUUUCGCAUUAGCUCAAUUAUCUCGCGUGUUGCAUUCUGCUGCAAUUUUUGACGACGAAGUCGGACUCGGCUUGACCGUGUUACCUCAAACCUCUGCAUAUUCCCCCCAAGGAUCGUUCAAUGGUUUCAUCAGCAAACUUCGCGAGAUGCAAGUCCGAACUUGGUCUUUACAGUAUACCAUGGUCAAGGAAUCUAUGAAUCAAUGCCCGGAGUUAUACGCUAAUCCAGAAAAUCAACUUGCAGAUUUCCUUGCUUUAGUUCACUACUGCUUAGGUUUGCGCAAAUGCUGCAAGGUUUCCAAUAAGAUCUUUCUCAAGAUGAUGAAGGUAGAAUUGAUUCGACUGAAAAAUGUUGACAAGUGGGAAGACUAUCUUGGUCAAGUUCUUUUUGACCUGUAUGGCAUAAAACUUGGUGUUGGUACCUACAUGCUAGAUGACCAUGGAUGUCCUACUGAGACAUUAUACCGACGUACAGUUCUGAAUAUCGCCGACCAAGUUAUUGCCUUGGCGAAUGGAAUGUCGAUGAAAGAUCUCCUCAAGCACGAACUUCGCCCUACCAUUGAGAAGAUGCAGGCCGCAGUUGGCCCAGCCAAGCCAUCGCCACAGAUGAUGCAUAAUCUUCGCAACUAUACCGAAUAUCUGCGGGGCUCUAUACGACCACUCAAUAUGUAUAAAGCCUUCAAGGGGCAGGUAGAGGUCGAUUCUCUUCCGGUUACCACCGCAGAAAGCCCAUUGGCCAACAAAAACUGGUACUUCUUGAUGGGAAUGAUUGCACUGACCAAAUUCCGUACGCAAAAGCGCUUGGGCCCAGGAGCACAGCAAGAUGAUAUGAAAGUCGCAGCUUCCUUUUUGAGACUGCAACUUCAAUUCUCAUCAGAUCACUGGGAGACCUGGUUCCGACUUGCACAAUGUUUUGAUGCCGAACUGGAGGAGGAGGUCAUGUGGAGUGCGGACAAAAUCAACAAUCAUCGGGCUGAUCUCGUUAAAUUACAGCGAUCUUCUAUUCAUUGUUAUAUCCUGGCGAUUUCUACUGCCUACCGAACUGCUGAUGAUUCAUUGGAGACUGCUGCGAAACUUUCCGAGAUGUAUCACGAGUUUGGAAUGCGCUUGUACGCGUCGUCCCGCGAGCCUCUCAGUAUGGAGGCUUUCCAUGUCGACGGAUUUGAGAAGCAUAUGAGUGGAUCUACCGGAAUGUAUAAGAAUCCUUUACAUGGGGAAAUGAGUCGUUACAUGGUUUGGAAAUUCGCGGCUGUUCUCUUUAGAAAGUCUCUAGCGGAUCGCCCAACCAACUGGAUGUAAGUUUUGUUCAUCUCCUGUGGAUUUAAUACGUACUAACUCGAGCAGGAGCCACUACAUGCUCGGAAAAUGUCUAUGGAAGAUGUAUGACAAAGAACCUGGAGAUCCCGCCAGACCAUCAAUGGACUCAGUCUUGAACGCCUUUCUCAAAGCCAUCAAGACUGUGCCAAUGCCUCGCGACGGGCGACAAGAACCCAUCCUUGAACCUCACUACAAAAUAGUAUCCAUUGUUCACAAGCUAGUCUUAAGUCAAGCAAUGGAGUUACAGCCUGCGGCGGACCUACUGCAACAGCAACCGAUGGCUUUAAAUAAGGGGGAGCGGGUUGAGAUUACAAAUGAUCAAGAGUGGAGGAAUUUCAUUCUCGAUACGAUGAAAAACCUUCGUUCUUUAGACAAGCAACAUUGGCAACACCGAAUGGUUGCUCGGGUCGCAAAUAUUCUAUGGGACGUUGAAAGUCCUGAUGAGACAAAUGCAGCUGCAGUUCGACAUGAGUUCCGUGAGUCCAUUUUCACGAAGACUAUGCAUAUACAAGUCUGGAAACCAGAUGCAGAGAGACCUGGUCGACAUUGUGUAUAUAUGGAGCGAUACGUUCGGUUCAUGUGCCACAUGCUGUACGUUCUCAACGACAAAGUUAAUAUGGAACAAUUUGCAAAGCGAGUCAAAAAGAAGUCGAACGAUUUCCACAAAUUCAGCGUUGUAUGGGGAGAAGUAUGUCAUACUUACUUGAAACUCAUCAGAAAGAACUGUCAGAUCCCAGAAAACAUGGACGAGGUGUUCAAGAAUGUUUCAAGCGAAGAAUUUGAUAUCAUUUCGGAACGUCUAACAUCUUGGAUCGCUGACCCCUCACUUGAGCAUCCAUUAUUGGAAGCACUCCGUGAUGGUGUUGAACUCAAGAAACUUAACGGAAACGCAAUGAAAUCAGCGCCAAUUGACGAUCUUAUCAACGAUGCCUGGGCAGCACUCUACACGCAAAUUGGCAAGUCGCUUCCAGGUCCUGAUCCAGGCUCACUUGCCAAUACACAGUUGGAUGGCUCAGGGGAAGGGGGUGUCGCACCUCGACCUUUAGGGUCUAUGAGUCUUAACAAUCUCGUCAUGGAUAUGAAUGGUACCCAAAUCCCUGUACCAGUCACCAUUGCAGGUUCGGAGAGCUCACGACCUCGAAAGUUGGGUAUCAGUAGAAGAGAAGUGUUACGUCGGUCUGAAAUCGCCGUCUCGCGCAUGCCAGAGGUUGCUCGGGCUCCACCCCCUCCUUCUGGCCGUUCUCGCCUCUCGGAACCCACGACGAUUCUGGGCUCGAAUGCUGAGGUUGACCAGCCUAUGCCGGAUGUCGAGGAGUCGCAGAAUGGAAACGGGGGUUUGCAGACGGUGCAGGAGAGUACUGAGCACGAAAACGAAGAGGAGCACGAACAUGCGAACGAACAACUCCAACGGGAAGAGCAAGACUCUAACGAUAAAGAAGCACAAGCACAGCAGACUCAAGGUACCCGACAAGCUUCCGAGUCGGUGAGGGGAAGUGUUCAUGAUAGCGCGGACGACGAGAGUGAUCUUAGUGAUGUUCCUGACAUGGAUGAUAUCGAUGAGGAGAGACUGUUCAAUCCCCUUCACCGUCUUCAUCAGGAUCGCGACGAAGAGGGCGAUGACGAUGAAGAGAGCGAAGAUGAAGAGGAGGGGAGUGGUGACGAUGAUGAACCGGGUGAGGACGAGGCGGAGGAGGCGGAAGAGGAAGAAGAAGAGGAUGAGGAAGAGCCUACGCUGGCGAAACUGACCUGAUGUUGAACUUGACAUUUCGAUUUCACGGGGAUCUAGUGUGUGUUCCUCCUUCGAAUGAUGAAUGGAAGUGAGGAGUCAAUGAAUUCUUUCCAUUGUUUCUGGUAUUUCGUUACUACUCUUAGCGUGGCGUUUUUUGGUUGGUGGUCUCGCUUGUUGGUUGUUUGGUUCAAGAUCAGACACCUUACCUUUGCGAAUGGAUGCGGAGGUCACGUCACGGCUUGAGGGAGAGGAAUGGAAAAUAUGGGUUGAUGUGGGAAAUUAAAAUUGUACAUUUAGCUUUUGUAGAAUAUUUGUUUUAUUUCUGUGUAAAUCAUCGAUUAUUAAAGAACGGUCUUGCC
Hymenoscyphus albidus is the source of this 6942-nucleotide messenger RNA. Lineage: Eukaryota; Fungi; Ascomycota; Leotiomycetes; Helotiales; Helotiaceae. The record is from the annotation of a GenBank genome assembly.